AACAGGAAGUACAAACAGAUGAACAGAAGAGAUCCCAGAAGCACCACUGCUUCGGUAAUUGUUCAGACAGAGACCGCCCAAACAGAAAACACAUGCCAUUUCCCCUUCGCCUGACCAACUUGGCAUUCAGAGUACAAGAUUACAGGCGAGGGGCUGGGCCUCUCCAGGCAGGAACUGGAGUCAGACGCUUCCCUGCUACUUGCUGGGAGAGAAGAACAUUAGGAAUGCCUUUCAGUGCCUGCGUUCCUGAACUGUCCCUUAGAAGCCUGGCAGCUCGGGGCAAUCCAGCCACAGCUCACCCGCAACCUCGCAGGCGUCCUGAUGCAGGCCAAGUACUACAGCACGAACAACAUGCUGGAUGAGGAAUGGGGCACCACCUUGAGCCUGCAUUCUCAAGCCUCUACUCCAGCCCAGCGCCCAAAGCUUGGGCACACAGAGCAGCCACCUCCCUCUUCAGCAUGGCGUCCAGUGGCCUUGAUCCUGGUCAUUUUGUGCCUGGUGCUGCUGAUUGGCCUGGCAAUACUGGGGUUUGUGUUUUUUCAGUUCUACCAGCUCUCCAAUACUCAGAAAGACAGCAUUAGUGAACUGGAAGAAAGAUCGGGGAAUCUAUCCCAACAACUGCAAUCUCUCCAAGCCCAGAACAGAAAGCUCGUAGAAACUCUGCAGCAGGUGGUUGAAAAAUACUGUCGUGAGCUUUAUAACAAAACUGGAGAACAUAGAUGUAGCCCUUGCCCAGAAAAUUGGAAAUGGCAUGGGGACAAAUGCUACCAGUUCUAUAAAAAGAGCAAGAGUUGGCAGGACUGUGACUCUUUCUGUAUUGCUGAAAACGCAACCAUGCUGAAGAUAAACACACAAGAAGUGCUGCAGUUUGCCAUGCCUCAGAGCUACUCUGAGUUUUUCUACUCUUACUGGAUAGGGCUAUCCCGCAACGGCAGUGACAAGCCCUGGCUGUGGGUGGAUGGAGCAUCUUACACUUCUGAACUGUUUAAGAUUAAAACAGAUUUCACCAGUCCAGGAGACGGGGACUGUGUGACCAUUCUCAGUGGAAUGUUUUUCUCAAAGAACUGCGAAGAGUUGAGGCGGUGUGCGUGUGAAACAGUGGCGACCCCAGUCAAGUUAGAGAGACUCCCUUAGCGUCUGUGAAUCAUUCAUUACAUGUAGGUGAUUGACUCUCCAGCUGUGACUACAACUGUGUGCUCCCUCCCUUCAGAGAAACUGAAGAUCAGAACAAAAGUCAUUCUCUUUAUGUGCACUUGUAAUAGUUUGGUUUCAAACUAUUCUCUUUCAUUUGAUCCAUGUUUAUGCAACAACUCAACAAAAAGCCUGAGACAUGCAAAGUCAAUGCAAAGGAUAUCUGAGACAUAGAAAAAUGGAAAAAAAAAAAUCUGGAAAGGCAAUUGCUCUGACCGGCACAAGAAGGAUUUUCAUAUUUCCUGCUCAAGAUCACCAGUACUUCUGAGCUUGGAAGUUCAUGCACAUAUGCACCAGUCACAAAGAAGUCCUGAUUACAUAUCACCAACUGGCCCCUGAAAUCCAUAAGGUUGUUGUAAUCCACCUUCUGGAUUUUGAGAUAACUUUCUAGUGUUCUUCUCUCUCAGCAUUUGAUACCAUUUUUUGUUUCUAUUUAUUACUUAAUACUUGGAGUGAGAAACUUAAACAGAGGAACUAACUGUAUGUAAGAUCCUUUGCUCCAACAGUCAAUGAGUCCAUGAGAAAUUAGCAAUCAUUUCUUACUCUGAGCUAACAAAUACAAAACUAAUUCAUUUGGUUUGCUUAAGUUCAUAUUAUUUUUCCUUCUCAGUUUCUCAAUAAAGCCCCCAUCUGCUUUGGCUAAUUCUCUUUAUUAGAAUCUUAACUUUUACAAACAUAUCUCUCCAUGUCUAUUUAAGAUUCCAAUGAUUGCCUCCUAGAAAUUUCUUCUAGGAUAGAAAUAGUCUCAACUUGGUUCCAUAUCAGAAUUACUAUCCCUGAUACUCCUUUCAGAGAGAUUGACAACCAGAACAAAAGUCAGUCUGUUUAUGUGCAUCUGGAAUAGUUUAGUUUCAGUUCCUAUUUUCUUCCAUUUGAUCCAUGUUUAUACCUUUCAGGUACUGGAGAUUUAAUAAUAAUAAACAAUGUGAAGUGUGUGUGUGAUUUUGAAUGAAUUUGUGACUUGGGGGAAAAGUCAGUGUGAAAAUGCUCUUCAAAAUAUGAUAGAAGUGUUUUGAUUGUGCCUUAUGAGACAUUGUAUGGGUUCUACAAGAGUACUGAUUCUUUGAUUAUUUGAGAAAAAUAAGAAGUCUUUGAGAUGCAUUCUGUCUUCCAAAGGAUGGUUUUAAGACUUUUGUAAAAAAUGAAAUCCUUUGAAGCAAAUUUGUCAUCAACACGUGGCUCAAGAUGAGUAAACCGAAUUGCAGUGGGGCAAGUUAUCUAAUCGGGUCAGGGAAGUGAGAGACUGUGACAUACACCGUUGGCUUUGUGUGGAGGUGCCCGUUUCUCAGGAUGACAAUACGCGCAGCCAUACAGGGGCCAUUGCAAAGAACACCAUCAUAAACCCUGAGUUCAUUCGUUUACAGGUAAAUCCAUCUUAAGGCAUUAACACUAGAAAGGAUAAUUUAUUAUAAAUCUUUAUUUUUCAACAGUGGAAACUGGAAUUCUUCAGUUUUAUUUUCAGUAAAUAUCUAUCUUAUGGUGAAAUGACAUGAAGUUUGCAAACAUACAAUAAAGAGAACAUUUCUGUGUUAAUUUUCAUAAAACUGUGUCACCUAUCAAUUACUAAUUACUGAUUUUCUGUCCAUUGGCUAGAAAAAUUCUUCAGUGUUAGACAAAUUUUGAUUUAUUGUGUUGUGCAAGCACUGCACUUGUGAUCAUAAAAUGAGAAUUUUAGAUCCCUUUGUUUUAUUAUUGCAAAAUCACUUUAUUUCAAGAAGUUUAUUCUGUUAAGUAUAAAAUGAAGAUAUUUAUAA
Molecule: messenger RNA, 2945 nt
Organism: Myotis daubentonii (Daubenton's bat)
Lineage: Eukaryota; Metazoa; Chordata; Mammalia; Chiroptera; Vespertilionidae
Gene: CLEC1A
Product: C-type lectin domain family 1 member A
Biological process (GO): signal transduction
Cellular component (GO): plasma membrane
Molecular function (GO): transmembrane signaling receptor activity
Source: RefSeq, a predicted model, not a curated record